UGCUGGGAGAGCACUCUCUCUUUCUCCUUCGAGGAAAACCCUAGUUGGUCGUGGGCGCCGAUUUCGCUCUCCCUCGCUAUCCAAUAGUCGAAGCGCGAGAGCAGCAUAAUCGGAUCCCAUGGCGCUGGUAUUGCAUGCUGGAACUGGCAACAAGAAUGCUUUCAAGGCACUUAUAGCAGCUGAGUACAGUGGGGUCAAGGUUGAACUUGUGAAGAAUUUUGAAAUGGGAGUUUCCAAUAAAACUCCUGAAUUUAUUAAGAUGAACCCCAUGGGGAAGGUUCCUGUUCUGGAGACUCCUGAUGGUCCUGUAUUUGAGAGCAAUGCAAUAGCACGCUAUGUUGUACGUUCAAGGGCUGACAAUCCUCUUCAUGGAUCCUCACUAAUUGAAUAUGCCCACAUUGAGCAAUGGAUUGACUUUGCAACGACUGAGAUUGAUCAGAGCAUUGCACACUGGUAUUAUCCAAGGCUUGGAUAUCUCCCGUAUCUUCCUCCGGCUGAGGAAGCUGCAAAAGCUGCUUUGAAGAGGGCACUUGGGGCUUUGAAUGUUCAUCUUGCCGCCAAUACAUACCUGGUUGGACACAGCAUUACUCUUGCUGAUAUUAUCAUGACAUGCAAUUUGUAUGUGGGCUUUGCUAGGGUGAUGACAAAGAGUUUUACAUCAGAGUUUCCUCAUGUUGAAAGAUACUUCUGGACUUUGGUUAACCAGCCAAACUUCCUUAAGGUGAUAGGUGAGGUAAAGCAGGCUGAAUCUGUUUGUCCUAUUCAGUCUCAAAGAAGCCUGCUCAGCCCAAAAGAGGCUGCGAAGCCAAAAAGAAGCAAAAGAAAGAAACCAAGAAAGAAGCCCCCAAAAGAGCCUGCAAAACCAAAAGUUGAAGCUGUUGCUGAAGAUGAAGAAGAGGCACCAAAACCAAAGGCAAAGAAUCCACUUGACCUGUUGCCCCCAAGUAAGAUGAUAUUGGAUGAGUGGAAGAGGCUUUAUUCAAACACAAAAUCUAACUUCCGUGAGGUGGCCAUUGGAGGGUUUUGGGAGAUGUAUGAUCCAGAAGGAUACUCGCUGUGGUUCUGCAACUACAAGUACAAUGAUGAGAACACGGUUUCAUUUGUGACCUUGAACAAGGUUAGUGGAUUUUUGCAGCGGAUGGAUCUGGCUCGCAAGUAUGCAUUUGGGAAGAUGCUUGUCAUUGGUUCACAGCCACCAUUUAAGGUGAAGGGCCUGUGGCUGUUCCGUGGAAAGGAGAUCCCCCAAUUUGUGCUCGACGAGUGCUAUGACAUGGAACUCUAUGAAUGGACCAAAGUUGAUAUAACUGAUGAGACUCAGAAAGAGCGUGUCAAUGCCAUGAUUGAGGAUCAGGAACCCUUUGAGGGUGAGGGCCUUUUGGAUGCCAAGUGCUUCAAGUGAGGCUUCAAUUGAAAUAUACCAAAAUCAUUCGUAAUAGCCUUUCUAGCAGUUUUGAAGUUCAGCCUAAAACAUUGUUUCCUUUUAUCUGUUUGGAUUUAUUAGCUAUAGAUUUUAUGAGUAUCAACUGGUUAUUUAUGUUUUUCAGUCGCAUCUCUUUGUGUGAAACCUUCUUGUGUUACGGUGAUGAAUUAGUGGGUUUUUAACAUAUUCCUC
Dioscorea cayenensis subsp. rotundata (Guinea yam) is the source of this 1612-nucleotide messenger RNA. RefSeq names its product elongation factor 1-gamma 2-like. NCBI's taxonomy places the organism in Eukaryota, Viridiplantae, Streptophyta, Magnoliopsida, Dioscoreales, Dioscoreaceae. Gene Ontology annotation, biological process: translational elongation. Gene Ontology annotation, molecular function: glutathione transferase activity; translation elongation factor activity. The record is from RefSeq and is a predicted model, not a curated record.